AGAUUCAAGAAGAGUGACCGUUCCUGUAUUACCUUCAGAGGGUACCGAGACAAUCACGUAGGUAGUAAAAUUGUAUUCCUAAAUUUCCAUUUACUUGCUAGUUUUCUCUUUUAAAAUAUUUAAAAAAAAUAAAUGAGACACAUUUUUUAAGCAAAACAUUAGUCUAUAUCGUUUACAACGCAAAAAUAUGAUGUUACCGUGCAUUCAUUCAUGUCUCAGACAUGUCAUGUCUCACUUAUCAUAAGUCUUAUGUGGUUAUGUCAUCAUACUUGAAGAGAGACGACUGGGAACACAUCUUUAGUGUGAUUACUCAUUCAGUGCUUUUGCUGCCAGAGAGCUAGUGAGUUGCGCGUACGCGCCCUUCGCUCUAAAGGGCUCACCCAAAAUUGAUUGGCUAAACAUGAAUGAAUCAUCCCAUGUUCAACUAUAAAUCUGGUGGGAAAAGUCAUUAGUCUAUAAAAUUAAAGUGAUUAAAAAUAGUGAUUUGAGUGUCAUUUCAGGAUAAAAUAAAAUAAUAGUAAUAAAUAGGCUGACAAAUAAGUAAUAGGCAGUAGUAGCCUAAUUUUUUUAUAUUUAAAUAAUUGUAUAGCCUAGGCCUUAGUAGGCUAUAAAAAAAACUAUAAUAAUAUAGGCCUACUUAUAGUAGUAAGUAGUAAAGUAAAGCACAAUAAAAUUUUUAUAUUAAAAAAAAGGCUACAUAAAAUUAUAUACUACUUGUCUUAGAACUAGCCUAAUAAAAUUUGUUAUAAUUUUAUACUGUCACUAGUUAGGCAUAAUUCUGUAAAAGUAAGGCCCUUGCCCUUAUUAUAAGUCCUAGUCCUAUUAUAUAGCCUAUCGGCCUAUCGUCUAAAGUAAAAUACAUUUCAUGUGACAUUAUAUUUAUAUAUUCCAUUACAAUUGCCUUAUACUUUUGGUGAGUUAAUUUUUAAGAUGUAAUUCAAUUUGUUUUGUUUUAUUAUUAUUGGCACCGGUAUGUACGCUGUUGUCUAGCCUCUUUAAAUCUUGACACUGCUGCACUCUUUGUAUAUGUUAUAUGUUUAAUCUAUGUUAUAAUUUCUACCUAGUCAAUUAAAAACAAGAUGUGAAAUUCAGUCAACCAAUGUCAAUGAUAUGACCCAUCAUCAUUAUUGUUUUUUUAUUUUCUUUGUUUUCUUUUACUAUUUUUAUUUUAAGUGCAGUGGAGAAAUGUCAGUGAAAAAUUAAAACUAGCCAUAUAAGUAUAAGCUUUGUCUAAAAUUGCCUUGAAUUAUUUAUAUAAUUUGAUCGCUUUAAAAUUAUAAAAGAUACAAAUAAUUUAUUCAAAAUUAUUUUAAAGACUGAGUUUUAGGGACAAUGGAAGUUGUUUUUUUUUUUCAUUAAAACAUAGAACCACUUGUUUUAAUCAUUUAACCUUAUUAUUUAAAUAAAUUAAAUGGUCAAGAAUAAUACUUCUGACGAUAUGUUGCAGGCUCAGGCUUCUAAGGGAAAGAUCUUUUCAUAUUUCUCUGCACAAGGUUUCUUUGGAUUUUCUGUGGUAUAAUUUUCAGGGCUGUCUAUCUACGUUAUGGUCUUCAAAAUGAGUUUUCUGUAAUUCUACAUACAUGAACAAGCCAUCGCCAAUCAUGUGUAUGCCUGGUCUCUGCAGUGUUUGUCAUGCCUGAUUGGCAUCUUCAUGGGAAUUCUAUGAAUACUUUUUAGUCUUCCUUCAUUCUGAUGUGCUAGAAAUCUUCCAGCAUUCUGGACCACAGCAGAGAACACUUAACAUAACUUUUAAAUAUUUUGGUCUUGAUGUUGAUGCUCAUGUUCUUGUUAUCCAUAUGGAUGUCAAUAUUCAAAAUGUCUGCUUUGAUUAGCUGAUCCUUGCAUUGAUUUCAAUGUCACAAUCACUGCCUUUUGAGACUUAAGCUCUGUCACAUCACCCAGUGGGCUGAUGUUCAUAUUGAAUCUAAAAUUAUUUGUUUGUAUUUGAUUUCAACCCCUAAUAUUCAGCUGGUAUGACUUUUAAGCAAUGGUGUUAUUAAUGGGAACAGAGAUGUCGAACUGUAUGAUGUUCAUAUUUGACAUACCUGAUAAUAUUUGGUGCUAAAAAUUGGAAAUUCUCGAUGUAACGAAUACCAUUUUUCUAUAUUGUGUUUAUUCUAAUAUCUAAUAUUGAAACAUUUAUUUCAAGGAGUGAAAUGCUUUUUGCAAUAUAUUCAAAGUAUAACAUACUGUGUAAAAAAAGUUAAUAAAAACAACAACUCGGGAAUAAAAAUAAAAUUACUUCAACUGGAAUAUAAAUAAGUCUCAGUUGCAGGGCAGGAUUUAAGAAAUUAAACUUCAUUAGAUGCUAUGUGCAAGGAACACCACCAAGAAACUCAGAAUUAUUCUCUCCCCCCCCCCCCCAAAAAAAAAAAAACACGGGAAUAAAAAUAAAAUUACUUCCACUGGAAUAUAAAUAAGUCUCAGUUGCAGGGCAGGAAUUAAGAAAUUAAACUUCAUUAGAUGCUAUGUGCAAGGAACACCACCAAGAAACUCAGAAUUAUUCUCCCCCCCCCCCACCCCAAUAUACCACCAGCCCAUCCACACACUACAUUUGUAAGUUUAUGAUGGAAGACUAUUUAUUUUUAUAUACAUAAAUAAAAAAAUAAAUCUUCUCUUAACCAGAUAAAGGCACAAAAAAGUCAAAGUGACAUAAUCUGCUAAAGUUACAGUUGUGACCAGUGUCUCCAGCUACAAACAUUUUACUCUACUGACAAUGUCCGGUUCGGCUGAUUCAAGCUACAAGUGUACCCUUCCCCCAGAUGUCUUGGCUAAAGCUAAGCGGGAGUUAAGGGAGGAUCCAGACACCAGAAUAUUUGAGGUGAAAACUUUAAGGAGCAGGCUUGAAAAAGUGCCAGGUACUUGUUUAAUUUCAAAUAGAAAGUUAUUUGUCCAAACAUAAAUAAGAUAUUUCGCAAACUUGGUGCCCUGUGUGUAAGAAUUUUAAAAUUAUUUGAAUAAAGCACUUCAUCAUUAGAAAUUAAUUCAUGGGGCAGAUAAUAAUUAUUUUAUGCUUAUUUUUUUUACCAUAAAUUUUAUGUUUAAAUAGCUUUUAAACCAUCUGCUUUUGUUGAAGGUAAAGAAUCUUACUCUAAAGAUAAGAUAAAACCCAGAGUGCGUUUCCAGUAUUUAAGAAUUAAGUCAAGCAGAGAUCUUUUUUUCACACUCGAGACACCGUAUGCCUCUUUUACAAUACCGCAGCAAGACUGACAAUCUAUUCAACACUUAUAUUUAUUCUACCGGAUAUUUAUUUGUUCAUCAUUAACUUUUAUAAAUGUUUUUAUACCACUGAUUGAACAUGUUAGGCAACUGGUUUUUCUCCCUUUUCAUAAAUUUCAGGUCUUAAGCCCCGCACAGACUUUAACUUUCUACUUGCAUUUUUACGUGCACGCAAAUUUGACCAGGAGCGAACAUUCCAACUUCUGAAAAAUUACUAUGAAAUACGCCGAACAGAACCAGAAAUUUUUGAUGACCUCAAGCCGUCCAGAAUUAAACAUAUCCUCGAUGAUGGCCUUUUCGAAAUACUGAAAGAGAGAGACUCAGAAGGAUGCAAAGUUGUUAUACUGAGGCCAGGUAUGUCAUGGCUUAUUAAUGGUUGUUUGAAAUAUGAAUGGUGGGGUGGGGAAGGAGGGGGGGGGGCUUAGUGACUAAUAAAGUAGUAAGUUAUUUACCGGAGCCCACUUGUACUGUACUAAGUGACCCCCUACCAGGCCGACCCUCAUCCGGUGAACCAGGCAGAGUAACAAACUGUUGAGAAAACACCGAAAACCGAUAAAAUUUGUUUUUGUUUGUAAAUUGUUUUAUUCCGAAAUUUAAGUCAUUUUUAAUCUCAAUCAUGGAGUAGAUGCACUAAGUUUGUAGUCUUAUUUUAAGAUAAUUCGUUUUAACGAUAUUCAGACUGAAGCUUUGUAAAAGGGAUGCCUGUUGAUCUGUGUGUCGCCUGUUGAUCUGUGUGUCGCCUGUUGAUCUGUGUGUCGCCUGUCGAUCUGUGUGUCGCCUGUCGAUCCGUGUGUCGCUUGUUGAUCUGUGUGUUGCCUGUUGAUUUAUGUGCAGCAACAGAGCGGUUGUGUUUUCAUUUGGCAUAUUCCCCAUGUUUUAAUUUUCUUUACCUUUGGCUGCUGUUUACUCUCGUUUGUGCCCCAGACUUUUUUUCAAAGAAUUAAAAUAAUUAAACUUUGACGUCAAAGGGAAAUGUAGUAAUUUUAUCUUUACCAUCUUAGGCAACUGGGAUCCCGACAGGUUUCCUGUAGCUGAAAUCCCAAGAGCUGACUUUCUGCUGUUUUCUAAACUGGUGGAGGUCAGUGUGAUACUUAAAAACAGGAACAAAGUAGUUUUUAUUUUAAAAAAUCAUACAAUUAUUUUAGAAAAGGUCAUUGGUUCAAUUGAAGUAGAAAAGUACAAGAUUGUUUGUGAUUACCAACAAACAGGUUUGUGAUUACCAACAAACAGGUUUGUGAUUACCAACAAACAGGUUUAUGAUUACCAACAAACAGGUUUGUGAUUACCAACAAACAGAUACUUUCAUAACACAAGGCAGCUGAUUUGACGAUAAGUGAUCAUUGCUCAGUAAUUGUACGUGGCUGUUUGAUGAUUGCAUCACAAACAUUGCCAGUGUGUAGCAACUCCCCUUGUUGUGACCACGGUUUGGAAGUUGUAGUAUGAGAACUGGAUUAGCGUGUGUCCAGUUCUGAUAUAGGGUAGGGAAACAAACCAACGAUGUGUUAUUUACACUUACGUUUUUGUACUUGAUUUGAGAAUCAAUGAGUUACAACGAUCAAUGCAUGGGUCGUGGGGCCUCAAAAUAUAGAAGAGAAGAAGAAGAAUGACAUCUGUGUCACUUUUCAUACUUUCUCUUGAGUUUGCCAAAGCCAGAAGCUCUUAUGUUAAGAAUAUUUCAAGGUGCGAAACUUAUGUUAAGAAUAUUUCAAGGUGCGAAACAGCCUUUUUGCCUCAAUCCUCAGGAUGAGAUCACACAAGUCAACGGAAUUCACUUCAUCAUUAAUCUGGAGGGCAUGACCAUGAAACAUGUAUCGCACUUUGGGCCAGCGCUGGCUAAAAAAGUUAUGCAAAUUCUUCAGGUAGAGGAUUCUUUUUACAAAUAUCUUUUGUAACCAAUUGUUCACUACUUGUAUUUUAUGGAGCUACUUAUUUUUAAUUUAAUAUAAUUUCUACAAUUCCCGAAAACAGUGUGGGGAGAAAAUUUGAGGGCCCUUAAUAUAUCCUAAUUACUUUCAUAAAAUUUUCUCCAGGUUAAACUUGUUGUUUCCUUGUGACUUACAUCCUUACACACUGUUCACAAUGUUUUGGGGGGGGGGGGGUGGUCUAACCUGACACACUGAUCAGUCGUAUUUUUUUGGUGGGGGGGGGGGGGCUUGCCACCUUACACACUGCUCACAAAGAUUUUGGGGGUCUCAGCUUGUGUUUACUUCUGUAUAGUUAUUCAAUCUUGUAUUUGGCUUAUUAUUUUCAGGAUGUGGUGCCUCUAAGACUCAAAAGAAUUGAUUAUGUGAAUGAGCCAACAUUUUUUGACAUCGUCUUUUCAAUCGUCAAGCAGUUCAUGAAGGAGAAGCUAACCAAAAGAGUUAGUCCCAAAAUUCUUUGUAGUCUUGCUAUAGUCACCUACUUCAAUCACCACCAAAUUUAAAUAAAAAAGAAAAUGUGUUUGCAGUAAUAAUUGAUGGUUGUUCCAGUGUUAGAUGUGUUCUGUUAUACCAUCAAGCCUGUGUAAGCUGUUUAUUUUCUUUCACAGAUUGUACUGAAUGGCUCUGAAUUUGAUAAGCUCCAUCAAUCCAUCAAACCCAUUUACCUCCCUACUGACCUAGGGGGCACACAGAAACCACACAAAGACCAAGUAAGUGAUAAAUUUACAAUGGAGUGCUUUCUCAGGUGACAGGUUACUUAUUCAAAGUUAAUAGGGUGAUAGUUUACUUUUUAAAGGGCCGCAAACAGUAAGUCAGUGAUGGUAGGAUGACAGAAAGGCCCAGUUCAAAAGAAAUUAAUAGCAUCUGUAUAAAAUGAGUAAAGCAAAUUAGGGUUAAACCUGAAAAAAGGAACGCAACAAAACAACGAACGUGUCGGCAGGAAGCCUUCGUCAGCAAACGAAACAACAGAAAAAAAAGUAUUAAAAAAAAAUAUCACUUAGCUUAGAAGUAGAAUCCGUGGGCAGCAAAUGAAUGCACAAUUCAAUUGCACAAUUCCUUUGCUGCCCACGGAUACUACUUCUAAGCUAAGUGCUAUUUUUUAUUUUUAUACUGUUUUUUUCUGUUGUUUUGUUCGCUGACGGAGGCUUCCUGCCGACACGUUCAUUGAUUUGUUGCGUUCCUUUUUUCAGGUUUAACCCUAAUUUGCUUUACUCAUUUUAUAUUGUGCCAACCUGAUUGCAGUCUCUCCCCUUAUUAUCCUAAUAGCAUCUGUGCAGAGCCAUGGAGGCCCUCUGCAACUUCUCAGUGUUGAGCCCCCCUGCCUUAAAGGUGAUAGUUUAUUUUUUCCCCCAUGCCACUACUUUUAUAUGCAAGCCCCACCCCCUCUCCCGGAGGGUUGCAGGGCCCAAGGGAUGAAUCGGAACCUGUGCCUGAAAUAUGUUUUUAUAUUGAUUGAAUACAACAAGCAUAAUUUAUUGUGUGUUUGCUUGUAUACAUUUGGUGUUUUGUUUACACAGGAAGUGAUCAAAGCUCUCCUGGCUUCAGAAAGCAGGUUUAUAGAGGACAUGAAGUUUGGAUUCCUCAACAUGUCCAUCAAGAAGGACAAAAAUGAGGUCAGGAACGCUGACGCUGGAAUUCAAGGACUCGGGGGAAGCUUCAAGAAACUGGAUAUAUAAAGGCUGGCUUUGUUUUAAUGGAUAGUUGUGAAAGGCACAAUUCCAGCUAGCACUUAAACUAAUAUAAGUUUUGUUGAAUAAGGUAUUUUCUGUCUCAACUCAAGGAUCUUUUCCGUGCAGUUUUAUCCAAACUAUGAGAAUUCCAUUAAAGGCUUUUAAACCUAUCAUUUUUAGUAUUUCGCUACUUAAGAAAGAGUUACCUAUUAGGAUAGCCCCUCAUAAAAAAAAAAACCUCAGAAGAAAGACUGUUGAGACUUGUCUUUUUUUUUUACUUCUGUUGUUAAUUAUUUAACUUAAGUCCUGCCAUGGAUUUGUGUGACAUGGGCCAAACGGUUAAUAUUUGAGGUGCUGCCAGCCAAAGGGGAAAAACCUGUGCUUUAAAUUUAAAAUGUAAAUAUACAAGUGACUCUAAACAACAGAUUAUAUUGUUUUGUUGUUUUGAGAAUGCAUACACCUUGGAUUUUAUUUUUUCUUCCCCUAGAUGUGAUAAAUAUAGCGUUACUUUGGGGCAAUGCAAAAGGUAUUCUAAUUUGAUAUAAAUUUUGUCAACAAAACGCAGUUUUCUUUGAUCCUGAUGAUUUCCUUUUUUUGUGAUGGUCUAUUUUCUUUACAGAAUUCUGUCUCCAGUAAUUGGCACUUUAAUUUUUUUACCGCUUUAAACUAUACUUGUUGAAAGAGUUUUUAAAAAAUCAGUUCCUGAGCUUGAAUGACUACAUUCUCAUUAACAGCUUAGAGUGUUUUGUACUUUCGUUGUUUUCCUUCAGCCAAGUGUAAAUUUACAGAACUCGGUUAACAGUUUUUAUACAUCUAUAUAAAAUGUGUGGUGAUGAUGUAUCCAACUCUUUGAGGACCAUCAAUUUCGCAGCGGAUCUCAUUUAAACUCCGACAUGUUGAUCGUCAUCAUCUUUCUGUGGCUAAAUGUAACUAACCCAUUCAGCCUAUGAAGCGGCUUGUUAUCCUUUAGGGCACUCAGGUAGUUUUCUGUUACAGGCUUUCAGGAUUGCUUACAAUUUUGUGUACUGUAUUUCAUAUUGUGAUACAUCUCAGCAUUCUUUAAACCACAAACGGUUCAUGACAGUGAUUGGUCUCUUUUUUUUUUUUUUACCAAUAAGUUUUUGGUGGUCUUAAUAAUUUCAUUGUUUACUUUACAUCGUCUUAAUUGGCAGCAAAUUAUUUUAGGCAAGAACAUAUCAAUGUUAAAUUAAUCUAUGCAUACAUGAUUUUUUUAUCCCCUUAAUAAUUCUAUGCAAUGGAUGGGUCAGAAAAAUUAUUUUAAACAGGAACAGAACAAUGAAACAAUUUGUUUGUAAUGGAAUUUAUGGGCUAUCCAAUAUUUGGGAGGACGGGGUAUGAUGAUGAUUUUUAGAUUUCAGGCUGUAUAUGAUUGAUUUUUAUGAUUAUUGGAUAGACCUAAGUCUAAAUAUUUAUGGUGCAUGGCUAAUCUUUCACUCUUAUAGUUUUAUCCAGUUUCUGUUCCCUUAUUUAGUAUACGGUUUAUACAUCUGCAAUGUGUUAUCAAUUCCAUCUUAGUAAAAUUUAAGUACCUGCUGGUACAGACAGAGAAACACUUAACUUCUGACCCUUGAACUGUUGUUCAUUCUUGAGACUUACCGGUACUUGUUUCUUAUAAAUUUUGCAUCAUACACUUUCCACCACAUAAAGUCAGGGUUUUUUAAAUUUCAACUUCUAUUCCCUGCCUUACUGUGAUUCUGCUGAACUUUAUUGAAACCACUUUUUGGUUAAAAUAAAACCACAUGAUAUCUUUAAAUCUGUACUACAUAACAUGACUUUUUGUGUUUGUAUAAAUGAAAAUUUUCUUUUUUGGGUGUGAUGUCAUGGGCUUAGUCAUACUGGAAAUUCAGUGUCAGAUUUUAAAUUUAAGAACACAUUUCAUUUUUUUAUUUUCUAAAAAUUCAUUGAAGCGCAAUUCGUGGACAUCAUAUUGUUGCUCUUCUUGCCAUUUUUUUUGUGCUGAUUAUUUGUCGUGGGGAUGUUUAUUUUCUUCAACAACUGGGGUAGGUUGGAGUUGAAGCGAAACGCGCACAGCAAUAAUUUGUUUUGAGUGUCUUCCUUUACUGGCCACUGUUUGUUCACUCUGCUAUGAAAAAUGUCAUGUAACAGCCUCAGGGAUUGCAAUGUAUUAUUUCUGGUACAUAGCUGCAACCAUCACACACAUGUCUCCUGAUGAAAAUUCCAAAUUUUUUCAUGUUCACAUAUUAUAUGUUGUGUCUUUCAAUCCUUUUAACACGACUUGAUGAAUUUUGUUUUUACUGAAAUGUCAAACCUCCAGCACUGACAAUUAUAGAACAUGAACUGUUGUUGAUGUGUUAUUCCAGGUUGGAUAUUUAAAAAUAUACUAACUUUGGAAAUUUUUUAGGAUGCCACAUAAACCAAAUUUUUACAUUAAAAUUUUUUCCAAAGAUUUGAUUUGUCACCAGAGAAGUCUUGUUACUGUAAACCCGAGUGUAUUCUUUAAUUUGAAAUUAAAUUUUUUAAAAAAAAAGGUAUUCAUAACUAUCCGUAAACUUAAUUUAAAACAACCGUCUUUCAAGUUCUAUUUCUUUCUAGAAUACUAGAAUUUUUUUUAUUAAAGUUGAAGACAUAUAGGUUAGAUAUCCUUCAUUAGACAUUGCUGUUACUAACUUUUUCAAUAUUUCAAUAUUAUGUCAUUGCAUUAAAUUUUCUAUAUAAUGCUGUUUUUUUUAAAUGUUGCGGACACAUAAUUCAAAUCAAAUCAAAUCAGGUCCAUUGUAAUGUCUCUACUUUUGAUUCGUUUUUAAAGUAUAUAUUUUUACGUGUGAGUUCAGCUUGCUUGUCAAGCUACUUGUUAAACUGGUGAAAGCUAUUUUUAGAAAUUCUGCAACCAUUUUGUGUUGUACAGAACAUCCACACAAAAAAAAAUAAAAAAUGGGCUUGGAUAUUCAUAACAAAAAAAAAAAAAUAAAAAAUGGGCUUGGAUAUUCAUAAAAAAAAAAAAAAAAGGUUCAAUUAAGCAUACCAUUUAAAUAUAAUUGGUGGUGUCCUUUCCCCCUAGAAUAUAAUCUAGAAGUGAAAACCACAGAAGCAUAUCCUCCAGACAACAGCUAUAACUUAAACAAAAUUUAUCUAAGGAAAUCAAAAACAUUUCUAAUCAAAAUAAUUAUUUGCUCUUUAGCAUAGACACACUGAUUUUAAUUUUUCGAGCAAGGGUCGUCAGUCACCCGAUUAUAGAGAUAAUUUGAACAUUUAGUUUGAACAGAUCAAUUGCGACCAUCAAAUAAAGUCGCACUGACUCUCAUUAAAAAUUUAAUUUUCAAGUUGUAAAGAAAAACUUUUUAGCGAAAGAUACGAAGAACACACACUCUUCAUUAGAUGGCUUUACAGAUUUGGACCUUAUUAUUAUUGGUUACUCAGGGAAAUCGUCCCACACCUACAAUGAUUUAUUCUUGAUUUUUAAAAAAAUUACUACCAAAGUUUAUUUUAAAAAAAAAUUAUAAUCAAGUCUCACUCUAGAACAGUGAUAAUUUUGAUUCUAUUUUCUUUGCUUGUAUAGAAAGCUUUUGCUGGUUUUUCAAAGUGCAGAUUUUAAUAGAAUUUUAAACAUGAUUGUGAAGACUUGAAUCUUUGAUAAGGUGAGCUUUUAAAAUAUCUUUUUAAUAAGGCAUAUGAAAAUAAUUAUAUAUCAUUUAAUAAGGCAUAUGAAAAUAAUUAUAUAUCAUAUACCCAGCAGUACCCUCUUGUGCUUCUAUUAUAACCUUGGUGCUAAUCAGGAAACAUAUGUAAUUUUUUUGCUUGUUUUCAACAUGUUAUCAGUAUUUAACCUCCUACUUAAUGAUCAUAUACGUAAUAGUUUUUAUUAUUAAUUCUAUUUUUUAAAACUAUGCCAUACCCAUGUAUUGUAGUUGCGUUUUUGUCUAUUCUUGCUUACUUGUAUUAUUUCUCAAAAAUUUUAGCGUGUCAAUUUUUCCAACAGUACAACUGUGCCCUUGGGAGCACUGGCACGGGAGGUGCAAAUAAGAAACUGAGGCAUAAUCUCAGGAAGACUGGUCUGCUACUGGCCUGACUGGUCAGCUACUGGCCUGACUGGUCAGCUACUGGCCUGACUGGUCAGCUACUGGCCUGACUGGUCAGCUACUGGCCUGACUGGUCAGCUAUUGGCCUGACUGGUCAACUACUGACUGGACAGCUACUGCCUGACUGGACAGCUACUGCCUGACUGGCCAGCUACUGGCCUGACGGGCCAUUUACUGGCCUGGUAACAUCUAAAGGUGCCAAGCAAACAUAUUGCUGAAAGUUAAAUAACAAGAUGAAAACCCACAGACUAGAAUAAUGAAUCUGUUCAUGUUGAUUUUGAACACCUGCCGUUACUUCACAAAUACAUUUUAUAUAAAACAAAAUCUCCCAAAUGUAUUUAUGUUCCUCAAAGUAUUGGAAGAAGUUGGUGUCUAUUUACAACAGAAUGAUCCAUAUGCCUACUGUUUGUAAUAUGACACGAGUGAAUGCAAUGCCACCAAUAAGCCUUAUAAUCAACAUUUGUUUUUGGGUAUUCCAGUGUUGAAACAAUUAUUCCUUAAAAUAUCUGCAAGAUUGUCUCUGUAGUGAUGGUGAGCUACUCAUUUUAUUAUAGAAAUAUGUUACAGCGUGAAAUAAAAAAAAAAAUCCUAGACAAUAAAACAACUAUAUUAAGAUUUUAUUUUAAAAAUCCAGCUUUUUUUUUUCCUUUUAAUAUUAUAUUCUAUAUCAUGUUCCAGUGCAGUGAUUCUCAAAGUUUUAAGAUUGGUGGACCUGUGGAAAUAUUUCUUGUGGCACCAGGGACGGGUGUCACAUUUAUUUAUUUAAAAAUAAAAAUAUUAUUUAAGCCAUGAUCAGCCAGUUCGAUACGACUAUCAACUGUUACCAUUUAAUGGCCAGCUGUAAUAUAAUUUGUUUUUGCUAUGUCUCUUAAAAUUUUAAACAAAAAAUUUAACUUACGUUUUCUCAUGUAAAUUUUAUCUUAAGUCUCACUAAGGAAAAUAAAAACAAGUUUUGAAGAAGAAAAAAAUCAUUAGACCACGAGAGGUCAGAAUGUCAUGCUUUAUACACCGAACAGAUAUAUUAUUUUCUUUUUUGUACGUGUAUUUGAAAUGAGAUUUAAAACAAGGAAACAUUAAACUUUUUGUUGCCAGUUCCUUGACUCACCGGCCAGAUCACAACUUUGAGAAACACUGUUCCAGACCCUAUUUUUAGUUUGAACCCGAUGAACCUCCAUGGUAGCAAUUUUAAAAAAUUGUGCUUUUCAUUACUUUUAUAAUUGUUCACAGCAUUAAGUUAAAGUUUAUCAGAUUCAAAUUUUCAGUAGAGUUUCUUCAAUUUUAGUAAAGAUUUAGGAGACAUCUAUUUGGUUUGAAAAAACCAAAAAACAAUAAAAUGUCUAUAUGUAUAUAUUAAAGAAUGAACAGGAAAGAAAGGUGCAAUUAUUUUACUUGCUUACUAUCAUUCUUUGACAGCUCUUAUUCGGAUGUGUCAUUAAAGAUAUUUUCAAGUGCCAGUGCUUUCAUGCACCAAAAGUGUGUUAAUGUUUCUAGUUCAAUGCUGUAUCACUGUUAUAGACUGAGUGCAUGUCAACUAUUUCAAUGCAUAUAUUAUUAUAUGUGCAGUGUGUACAGCUGCAUAACAUAUUUUAUUUGAGUAAACAUGUAUUCCACUUUUACAAUUAGUUAUAUUAUAUACACAUAUCUAUCCCAGAAUAAAGGAAUAUGUUGGUGUGAAGUGAAAUUUGUUGUGUGACC
Lymnaea stagnalis (great pond snail) is the source of this 12564-nucleotide messenger RNA. Lineage: Eukaryota; Metazoa; Mollusca; Gastropoda; Lymnaeidae. The record is from the annotation of a GenBank genome assembly.